CCACCAUACGGCAACAAUCAUCGUCUUCAUUCCUGGAUGCUUUUAACAUUUCGAAUUUUUUCAGUCUUCGGAGAAACCAGAGAUCCAAUUCCCAACAAUGGACGGCCAAGGUUCAGAUGAUUCAAAGCAAAGCACUGCUGACAUGACAGCUUUUGUGCAAAACCUUCUUCAACAAAUGCAAUCUAGGUUUCAAACAAUGUCGGACUCCAUUAUCACAAAAAAUAUCCUUUGCCUAUGAGCUUUAACUUCUUUGCAAAGUGUUUUUACUUUUAAGAUACAAACAUCAUUGAGACAACAACCUUUAAAGUGUGGGUUCUCCCAAACUUGUUUGCUAGCAAAGCUCAUUUAUUGUUCUUGCACCAACUAUUUGUUCUUUCUAGCAAAUGAGCUGAAAGUAGAAUUGAUUGAUCACUGAUGCUGGGAGGUUCUCGUACUUUGUGUAAAAUUAAUUAAUUAUCAAACACUUUUGCCUCAUAAGGACAUUUUGUGGGAAAAUAAUUAGAAUGUAUCAGUAUCUCUCAUCAUGUUUUUGGUUGCCAAAUUUAUGAGGUUUCGGAAUUUUCUUAUGUCUGUAUGUUAUCUGUAUUUUAGUGAAAUGUAACUAUUUCUCUUAGCACCAAAAGAUUUACAAUUUCAAAGAUGACUUCUUUUCCUUGACUUCAAUGCACUUGAUGAAAUGGGAACCCGCAUAAAUGAGCUGGAGCAGAGCAUCAAUGACCUUAAAGCAGAGAUGGGAGUGGAUGGUUCUCCGUCUCCUUUACCCCCGUCUAAGCAAAGCCCAGCUGAAGCAAAGAAAGAGGAAGGCUCAGCAUAAAGCUUAGCCUAAGGGCACUUUUAGGAUGGGAUGGUGACUCUGAUUUCAUGAACAGCUUACGUUUUGCUAGAGUAUUCUUCAAUGAUCACAACAUAUGAUAUCAUGCAUGUUCUUUUCUUUCCCACUUUGAUUGAUGUAUCAUGCAUUUGAAAUUCCUGGCUUGUCUCUCUAAUUUUUAUGCUUUCAAUUUCUGUUAUCGAGAUGUCAGGUUAGGGGUUCAUGAUAUAUUAUAGAUCAAACUCACAAAUUCAAGGUGAUUAGUCAUGAAAUAUGAUCUAUUCUUGGUUUUUAUCCAUUGAGAGAUAGAUUAUCUUCUAUGUUGAUCAUUUUAAUUCCAUCAUUUAUCGACGCUGUGCCCUUGCUGACAUUUUGCAACAAUUGCCCAUUUUCCUGGUGCUAGGAUAAGCAGCUGUAAAUUGAAGAUUUUCUUUGAGUCUGUUUUUCUUGCUAAACUAGCCAUUCAAAACUUUAAAUACAUGCUUUGAAAUUUA
Molecule: messenger RNA, 1305 nt
Organism: Rubroshorea leprosula
Lineage: Eukaryota; Viridiplantae; Streptophyta; Magnoliopsida; Malvales; Dipterocarpaceae
Source: the annotation of a GenBank genome assembly